CCCGGCCGCGCCGCCCCGUAGCCGCGGGAGAUGCCGGAGCGGCGGGGCGGCCCCGGGGGCGGCGGCGGCGGCGCGGCCCCAUGGAGCCAUGGCGCGGGGGGCGCCGAGCGCGGCGGCGGCAGCGGCGUCGUCCCCAUCGCGGCGGCUGGCGCGGCGGGUCCUGGCUCUGCUGGCGCUGUCGCUCUGCUGCUCCUGCCUCUGCUACCGGCUGCUCCGCUGCGGCCCCGCCGCGCCCCGCGCCCGCUGCCCGCCCGCCCGCAGCGCCGCCGCCAAGAAGCUCCUGCAGCAGCCGCGACCGCGGUGCGGGGCGCCCCCCGCGCAGCCCCCGGCCCGCGGCGCCCCCGCCAACCCCCGCCCCGGCGCCAAGCGGCUGCCCCGGGCCAUCGUGGUGGGCGUCAAGAAGGGCGGGACGCGCGCCGUGCUCGAGUUCAUCCGCGUGCACCCCGACGUGCGCGCCCUGGGCACCGAGCCCCACUUCUUCGACAGGAACUACGACCGCGGGCUGGAGUGGUACAGGAGCCUGAUGCCACGAACGCUCGACAGCCAGAUCACGGUGGAGAAGACCCCCAGCUACUUUGUCACCAAGGAGGCGCCACGGCGGAUCUUCAACAUGUCCCGAGACACAAAGCUGAUCGUGGUGGUGAGGAACCCCGUCACCCGCGCCAUCUCGGACUACACACAGACGCUCUCCAAGAAGCCGGACAUCCCCACCUUCGAGGGGCUGUCCUUCCGCAACCGCAGCCUGGGGCUGGUGGACACGUCCUGGAAUGCUAUCCGCAUCGGGAUGUAUGCCGUGCACCUGGAGAGCUGGCUCCAGUACUUCCCCCUCUCCCAGAUCCACUUUGUCAGUGGGGAGAGGCUCAUCACAGACCCAGCUGGGGAGAUGGGCAAAAUCCAGGACUUCCUGGGCAUCAAACGGGUUAUCACGGACAAGCACUUCUACUUCAACAAGACAAAAGGCUUUCCUUGCCUGAAAAAGUCGGAGAGCAGUGGCUUGCCUCGCUGCUUGGGCAAGUCCAAAGGCAGGACUCACGUGCAGAUUGACCCUGAGGUGAUAGAGCAGCUUCGGGACUUUUAUAGACCUUAUAAUAUCAAAUUCUAUGAAACAGUUGGGCAGGACUUCAGGUGGGAAUAAGCAUCCAGGAGCAGAGCUGCAGUGACGUGAGGCUGCAGUCUUCCAUCAGAGGGGCCCCGGAGAGGCUGGACCGGACCCCACUGCCAGCCCAUCCUGCCCAGAAUCCAUGAGCAGAGGCAGGCAAGGGGCUACCCCGGCUCUCAGGAGUCUGGGAUGAUCCCAGGUGAGCAGAGAGAAGACACAGAGUCCUGCUGCAGCCACUGAGGGAUGAGUGCCAGCAGGCACUGCCUAUCUGGACAGGCCAGCAGUGCUGUGGCUUGAUCCAUGGGGUCCCUGGGGCCACGGCGAUGGCCCCAUCCUGCAGCCUGUGCAUGGACUGCUCCAAGGCACGUCCCUCCUCUGUGUCCCAGAGCAAACAGGGAGCUCCCGGACACCCCCAGCUGCGGGCAGUGGCUGAGGGGCUGUGGGGCCAUGUCCCACCGCGGUGCUGGGGCGGGCAGAGCUCUGGCUGCUCUGCUUUGCCUUCCGUCCCUUGAGCGCAGAGUGUAACCAUGAGGACAGUGAGGUGUGUCUGCUUGAACAAGAAGUCUAUGAAAAAUGUUGUAUCAAUAUUUUGUCCUGUGAAUAAAGCACAGAAUCCUGCUGUUACGGGUACUUAAGUGGCACUAGUGUCCUUGGUCAGCAUGUCACCCCUUUGUGUAAAUAAAGGU
Messenger RNA from Cuculus canorus (common cuckoo), 1785 nucleotides. It is a transcript of the gene HS3ST2, whose product is annotated as heparan sulfate-glucosamine 3-sulfotransferase 2. Gene Ontology annotation, molecular function: [heparan sulfate]-glucosamine 3-sulfotransferase activity. The record is from RefSeq and is a predicted model, not a curated record. Lineage: Eukaryota; Metazoa; Chordata; Aves; Cuculiformes; Cuculidae. Bases 89 to 1135 code for a protein of 348 amino acids. The transcript is spliced from 2 exons.